ACUGCUGUGAGUGCUUUCCCUUGACGGGAGAUGUUGUUUACUUCCGGUUUCAUCGAUGUCCCGUCCAUGCUGCACUCUUCUUGUGUCUCUAGGCGUGAGGUUGAUGUCGAAGACUUAAGUGGAUAUGAGCAGCGACAUCGUGUCGAAACGUUUGUUUGUUGGAGGCCUGGCAGACGAUGUGUCAGAGAAGGACAUAGUGGAGAGGUUUGCUCGCUUUGGGAAUGUCUCAGAUCUCAGUUUGAAACACAGAAAAGAUGAAGCAGGUGUGCCUCAGAAAUCUUUUGCUCAUCUGAACAUUGAAAGUGACGAAGCAAGCAUAAAGAAGUGCUUCGCAGCGUACCAGAAUGCCAAAUGGAAAGGAUCCGUCUUGAAAUUGCAGUACGCUAAAGAAAGUUUCUUGAACAGACUGGUCAAGGAGAGACAGGAAGUACCUGAGCCAGAGCCGCCGGCACCCACACUGUCGCCGGGAACGUGGCAGCCGCCGCAGAUAGACAAACUACAAGGUCCGGCCGUGCCGGGGACCCCGAUUCCUGGGAAGAAGGACUGGGUUGUGGGGAAGUAUGGGCGAGUGUUGCCCACGCUGAAGCUGAAGAAGUCGUCCAUGUUAAAGAUUGUGAAACACGAUCCGUCCAAACUGUGCCACACGGCCAAAGUGUUCAAGGACAGCGUCACGGAACUUCCACACCGCUCACCACCUGCCUCGCUCACCUGGGAAAUUGACACGCCAGAUUCAGAGAUUGUUAAAAAGAUGAAAGGUCAGUUCCCACCCUCGAAAAAACAAGGGCAGAAACCAGUGCAAGUUUUGCCCAAGCUUGCUCCGAGUCAGGCAGCCCGCGGCGACGACUCAUUGGUCAACGGGUCAGUGCGACAGAAAUAUGUUCCCAAGGAAGAAGAUUUAGAAAUCGUUCCCAUCAACAAAAACUCUCCAAAACAAAACAGCUCCCAGCAACAAACGUCCAACAGGUUCGAUAGCGACGUUGACAGUGACUCCGAGCAGAUGUCACCAGCGUCUUUGUCUCCCCACAAGUCGACGACGCCUGGCAAGUUGAACAAGUCGAGAAAUAGCGACAAAAAAACAAACAAAAGUGUGAGUGACUCCUCUGCUGAGCUGAAAGAGAAGCCUGUGUUUGGAAAUAGAGAACGUGAAAGUAGAGAACUAGAAGAAAGUUUGGCUGCUAGUAGUCCCGUCCUUGGUUCAAAAGAUGAAACGUCUUUUAUGGACUUAGAAUCUGAAAGUGUGGGCAAUAAAGAACAGCUGAAUGGCAGCACUUGGCGUGAGCUGUCGCAGUUUGACGCUAGCGACUCGCAACAAGAUUCCUUCAGGAGAAAUAAUUUCAAAAACAAGAAAAAGAAGAAGAGGAAGAGAGGAGGAGAGGAUGAUGACAGCGACGAUGAAGAAUGCCCACUUCCCAAGUUUGGUGGUCUGAGCAUGUUACGUUCUCCUCCACGCGAUGAGAAACAGGACCAGGAAACAGCUGCUGUUUCCCCCCUAGCUCCGGAAGUUCCCAGAAAAGUCCAGAAAUUGACACCGUCUGUUAAAGAAGAUGCUAAAGUUUUAAAUGACUUCAAACGUAGUUCACGACCAACAGAUCCGCCAAAAGUCAAGGCAAAGGCCAGUGUUGAGAUGGAUUAUGAUUCUGCCUCAUCUGCCGACACGAAGGAAAUUAUUCGUAGUCGCAAAUCAAGAACCUCAGCAGACGCCAACUCAUCUCCUGCCCUGCCCUCUGAAGCAUGGUCAAGCAAAAAGUCUCCCCGCAAAGGUACCCCAAUGUCCAGUUCCGGACUGAGUUCCGCAACUCCUGACCAAAAGUUGCUCUUGUCGGAGCUGGUGGCCGGAGCACCAGAGGUAGCAGGCGCAGGUUCAGAGGUCAAGGCCGCUUCUACUUCUGCACCAGGGGCGUACGACUCGUAUGACAGUGACCUUGACAGCAACGACUUUGCUCUGGUGGCCAGGAAACUUGCGGAGAAAGCUGCCGGGAAGACUUCGUCAAAGGAUGCCGGUCGGAAAAACGCCACAUCCAAGAUGGCUGCCUCACCCAAGGUGGCACCACCGCCUCCCGCCGGGGAUCCUGGCAAGCGACAACUUACCAGUGAGGUCGAUGGCGACAUGGAGGAGGGCAGCUCUGGCAGGAAACGGAUCAAGUGUGAAGAGUCACCGCGAGAUAAAAAACUCACGGACAACGAGAAACGGUUGCAGGCAGUGAAAGAACGGAUGAAAGUGAAGCAGCAGCAGCAACUGAUCAUGCAGGAAGCUUUGCUCAAUGUCGUAUGUAACUCUCCCAGUUUUUGCUAG
Aplysia californica (California sea hare) is the source of this 2293-nucleotide messenger RNA. Its product is annotated as nucleolar protein 8. The coding region runs from base 125 to 2293 and encodes 722 amino acids. Gene Ontology annotation, molecular function: RNA binding. The record is from RefSeq and is a predicted model, not a curated record. Lineage: Eukaryota; Metazoa; Mollusca; Gastropoda; Aplysiida; Aplysiidae. The transcript has 8 exons.